ACCCACCAUUACCCACUCUCGACUCUCCAUUUCACAGUCAAACACCAGAGAUUUGUUACAAUGGCUGCCACCGGAGAAGCUCAGCCUGCAAAACACCAAGAAGUUGGCCACAAGAGCCUCCUUCAAAGCGAUGCACUUUACCAAUACAUUCUCGAAACCAGUGUUUACCCCAGAGAGCCAGAAUCCAUGAAAGAGCUACGAGAGGUCACUGCUAGACACCCUUGGAAUCUUAUGACGACAUCUGCUGACGAAGGACAGUUUUUGAACUUACUUCUCAAGCUCAUAAAUGCUAAGAACACAAUGGAGAUCGGUGUUUACACCGGUUAUUCUCUUCUUUCUACUGCUCUUGCUCUUCCAGAAGAUGGAAAGAUAUUGGCUUUGGACAUAAACCGUGAAAAUUACGAAAUUGGCCUUCCAAUUAUCGAGAAAGCCGGUGUUGCUCACAAGAUUGACUUUAGAGAAGGCCCUGCCCUUCCUCUUCUUGACCAAAUGGUUGACGACGUAAAAUUCCAUGGAUCAUUUGAUUUUAUUUUUGUGGAUGCUGAUAAAGACAACUAUCUUAACUACCACAAAAGAUUAAUUGAUCUUGUGAAAAUUGGAGGAGUGAUUGGCUACGAUAACACCCUUUGGAAUGGGUCUUUGGUGGCACCUGCUGAUGCUCCACUGCGAAAGUAUGUUAGAUAUUAUAGAGACUUCGUAUUAGAGCUGAAUAAAGCGUUGGCUGUUGAUCCAAGAGUAGAGAUAUGUCAGCUUCCGGUGGGUGAUGGAAUCACUCUAUGUCGCCGUAUAAGCUAAACACAAAUCAUGGACAACCGAAAUAAACAAUUAAUAUUUAUCUUUCAUACCUUGAAAACUUGUAAAUGAAUCAUAUUUUUCAUUGAUUUCUUCUAUGUAAUGCUACAAUUUGCAUUGAUCAUUGAUGCUUUAAAUUAUAUUGCGGCGAAAGUUUAUUAAGCCGAUAUGUGCGAAAGGUUAUUUUUGAAUGAACAAACUAAUGAAAAACAUUAAAAGGUUAUUUUUCUAUUGAAUGGGACCAUUUUUGUAAUUAUACUACUACACGUGGACCGUUUAUGUAGUUUUAUUUUAAAAUAUUACAUAUGGACCAUUUCUAUAAGUUUACUAUUACACAUGCAUUCUUUCGGUAAAUUUUAUGUUUCCUGCUAUUACAUAUGGAACUUGACAAGUUCUGUAAUAAUACUAUUACAUUGGGAUUAAAGCAUAGGGACCAUUUCUGCCAUUCUUGCAUUUUACCAACACAGGGAUCAUUUAUGUAUUUUUACUGUUA
Molecule: messenger RNA, 1285 nt
Organism: Lactuca saligna
Lineage: Eukaryota; Viridiplantae; Streptophyta; Magnoliopsida; Asterales; Asteraceae
Source: the annotation of a GenBank genome assembly